Molecule: messenger RNA, 9195 nt
Organism: Synchiropus splendidus (mandarinfish)
Lineage: Eukaryota; Metazoa; Chordata; Actinopteri; Syngnathiformes; Callionymidae
Gene: enpp5
Product: ectonucleotide pyrophosphatase/phosphodiesterase 5
Exons: 4
Coding region: 5276-6754 (492 amino acids)
Source: RefSeq, a predicted model, not a curated record
UUGUACCUUGAGCAUAUCCUCCUCAUUUACUGUUCUUAAUCUAUAGCACAUUGUAUUAGGAAGCAUAAUUAGUCACGAAACACUGCAAACAAACUCACAAAGCCAGGCAACAAAACAGUAAACUUCACCUCGUGUUUUGUGACUUUAGAGGCCUCCUUGCCCUCUGCACCUUCUGGAGACUGGAAGAGGGAACGUUAGCAUUAGCAUCCAGUAUGCUGAAGUAAUUCAAUUCAAUAGAGCAACAAUGUCGGUUUUCAACUGAACUUUAACCAACGUGAACGUAGCAAAUAUUUAGAAUCUAAGCAAUUUUUGUAAACCGGCUUUAUGAACCAACUACAUUUGCUUUUUGUGUUUAUAAAAAAACAAAGUUUGCCGCCAUUUUGUCGCUACGUACGACAUCCUGACGUCACUGCGCAGUUCUGGUGUGCAUGCAUGGGCUAUACCAAAACAAAGCUGGUGGGGAAGGAGAUCCUACCAGCUUUGCGAAAGGCUAGCAUUUGGCAUCAUUUUGGGUUUUAUCAAACGCUCUGAAAUACUGCGCUGGACAAAGUUUGCAAACAUUGCAAAACAUAGAUCAAGUGCUUUGGCAACAUAAAUACUCUGGCUCGUAUUCUGCUACACCCUGACAUCACAGACACACGGAACAGUCGUCUGUGCGUCACAGACGCCGAAGCCGGCACGUUUUUCAGUGCGACAGCUGUGCCGCAGCUUUACCAAGAGACUACACAGUUGCCAGAAAAGGCACUUGCCUCAGAAUUUAGAAGGCAACAUAUUUAACUGAACUAUUUUCAUUUUUUGAAUUAAAUAAAAUUUUGAUAUAUAUUGAUAUUGCUUUUAAGUAGCAGGUGCAACAAUUCCAUCUCAGCAUGGAUAAAUAUUUAAAACUUUAUACUUGUGUAGGAGACACUUUUUUGGAAAGUAGAUUAGAUACGAUCAGAAACCAUUACGAAUAAAAUUGUUUGGAUCUGAAAAAUCAAUUUUGUGAGAUCGUAAAAGAUUACCACCUCUACUAAAUGAAUAUCAUAAAAGAUAUCAUGUUUAAUAAUAAUAUAUGUAUACACAAUUCUACAGAUAAGUAUUGACCACAGACCAUUCUUUACUGUGUCUGCGCAAGGACUCGCUCUCUUUAGCUAGCUAGUUUCCACUGUUGGGUCUCUCCAUAGAUGCAUUUGUCAAAGGGACACUGGGGACUAAACACAGCUGGCGAAGUCACUUUGUGUGGCCCGCAAGAGCUGUAAACAGCUGGCUGAAAUGUAAUGCUAAUUUAAAGGACGCCAGAAACUAUCACCUCCAUUGAACAUUGAACAUUUUUUUGGAAGCGAGUGGUGUUGAAUAACUCAGAGUAGGGAUGGGCGACAACUUUUCAAACACGGUAUACCAUCCAAAAACAUGAGAAUUUUGCAUCACGCGAUAAAUACGAUAAUCACACACUCGCUGCAUUGGACUUCCAUGCAUGAACACGACAGGAACAUUACGCCACGCUGUGUUCUCUAGCGCCACAGCGUUUGACAGUUGUGGAGAUUUUAGUGGACUUUGGUUCAAAAAUGUAUAUUUUUGAUCACACUAGACAAUGGACUGACAGUUUGGAUAAUGAUUUUGAGAAUAGUUAUUUCAUGUUAUUUCUAAUAUUUCUUCAAUAGCAUCUAGGAAAUGUGUCCAGACGGUCUGUAGUUAAAGUCAACUGUUAAGAGACAUGAGAUACAUUGGGGACAGCACAGAGACAGCUCAAUUUAACCCCUAAAUAAAACUGGCAGAGCAGUCUGUCAGACAUGACAGAUUCUACGAGAGAUAAAAAGGUCAGUGAUUUUCAAGUAGCGGUUUAAAAAUUUGAGAGGCUCAAUAUCUUGGGGGUAUGAAGCCUGUUAGCCAGAGAAAAUCCAUAAGCUAGCCACGUUGUCGUAUAAGCCGCAGGAAGCAGCAGCUCACAGUCCGGAAAUUACAGUAAAUUAUUUCAGGUGGGAUCUCUCAUUAAAUUGUCUUCUGUCUGAAUCUCUGAAUUUUUGACAUUCCUAAAUUCUACAGAGGAAACACAAGUAGUGGGUGAAUGAAGAUUCAUGAAAGAUAUUUUCGCAAUAUUUAUUGUCAUCCCAGCUCAGAAAUAAUGGAGUGGAAGUUACUAGCAAGACAACAUCAUGCUAAACAAUUCAAAAAGUAAACAAAACAACAAUAGAGUCAUUAUUCUUAAGCCAAAUUUCACGUGCUUGCAGGCCGCAUAAAUCGAUGUAAUGGGCCGAAUUUGGCCCAUAAACCAGGCAUUGCAUCUUCAAAAAUAUUGCCCACAACUUUCAUGAACCUAAAUUGUAUCAAAUUGAUACGAGAAACGCGAUAAUAAAACAGGCUGCCACUGUAAGUCUUUCAGCGCCUCAUCCUUUUGGGUGCAGGAAGAAUAAUGGGACAUUCCACUCGCAUCAUUUGCAUGUGGGCGACCUCCGCCCCUGGUGGCCCCCCAUUUUCUGUCCUCAAAGGCGAAUGUACACAGACAAUGGCACUUGCCGAAAAGCCAGGUUCCGCGUGUACACCGGUACAAUGCUCUGGAGCUCUCCGUGCACUUGUUUGGAUAGUACCCACGCUCUUUUUACUCGGUCACUAUUGUCUUCUCUCCUUUCUCUCUCCAUCUAGAAUGGUUCAUCCAUCCCACAGGGAGAAUUAACGUGUUACCGGGGUGGUUUUUAAGAUCAGAUUUUUUUAUAUAUUGGCGUCAAUAUUACUGCCACACACGGUCUUCGUGGGAUUUACGCAUCCAUUUAUUCUCCAGGCUGCUGCUCUGACAUUCGCCAGUGCGCGCUGUGGACGCUGGAGCUGCGGGCAAACCGUUGGUUGAGAUCCAUAACGGCGUAUUUACGAUGAUACAUUCUUUAAAAAUCAACAUAGGGUGGAGUAAAUCCCACUGUUAGAAAUUCUGAAAAGGCAGCAUUCUCAAAGUUUGGCAUCCGCGCACUUGUCUCGACGUCGCCAUGCACCACCGAUCAUUUACAUCAAUACACCCACAGAGAAACACUCACCUUUCUCUUCGGCAUUUUUGACUGCUGCACCGCGGGAGCGUAAAAAUGAAGGUCAAGGUUGCAGGUUAGGUAGAUGGGAAUUUGAACCGCCUCGAAUUCUGGAUCGAUAUCUAAAGCACCUUCGAUAAUAUGUUGAUUAUAUGCGCUCCCAGAAAGUCUGUGACUGCCGCAGCCAUUGGCUGGAGGGGACAGAUCCCUCUCUUGUCCUGUGCCCCGAUUGGCCAGUCUGGUGUCAUUGUGAAUAAAAGGCGUGUGGUGAUUGGUUAGAGAUUUAUUACAGCGAAACGCUGAUUGGUGGCGCGCUCUUUGUGCGCAUUGAUUCCAGGCUCGGGACUGAGAGGGAAAGCGGAGACAAACCAAUGAAUGGAGACUGGGCUCUCGGGGAAUCUGGGUAAUGUAGUAAAUAUUGUUAAGGACACAAACACAAAAGACUAGAACCGAAUGUGCACAAAGGCACAAUGGAAACGAACUCCAGAAAAGCAUUGUGCCUUGUAGACUGAAAGCUUUGUAAAGUGCCAUGAACAAGAGACAAAAUUUACAAAUAUAUUGAAAAGAGAUAGUGAAAAUUAAAAAUGAAAUUAUGAUUCAAUAUCCAUCCAUUGUGGUAUUUACACAUUUUGCUGUAGUAUUUUACUGUUAUGUUAAUACAUCUUAAGGUCUGUAUUACAUUUGAUUUUCCAAUAUUACAGUUAAUUAUUAUUUAUUUUAAAUGUUCAUACUGUAUUUACCAUAUAUGACACAAUAAUAAUGUUGAAAAAAUUACUUUAGUGUUGAAUAAAAAAAAUAUAAAUUCUGUAUUAUAUAAUAGAAUAUAUUUACAUUAUAUUGUUUAUUUAUUUAGGUUAUUUUAUGUUUAUGGAGAAGCUUUGCGGAACAGUACUCAGGGAACAUGCUGGAUGAAGAUGACAAGAGGACUGGAAAGCAUAUAGUUUAAAUUAGAGAUUCUCAACCAGUGGUCUAUACAAAACUUUUAUUGAAGUGAAUUGAGUUCUCUGUUGAGCGGAGUGGGGUCUAUUACAAGAGAGCGUGGCACGCAUUAAAGAAAGUGACCACUUUGCAUGGACAGCAGUGGACCAAUCUAGAGAUGUUCGAAACAAAGCUGUGCUAUUCAAACAUUGUCUCUGUACAGGAGGGCUCUCUACUGUGACAUUUUUGCCUCCAUUUAAUGAUAUAUGACUUAGUUGGGCUUAAAUCUGAGAGCAUAACAGGUAAUGCAAGCUGCAAACUAAGUGGGAGAGCAAAUAAUACCCAAUGUUUAUAGAGGCUUUUUUCUUUUCUACAAAGCAUUCUAAUGGGUGAAAGUUCUUUACUGCUAAGGUUUUUGUUGAAAUGAUGACAGUACAGUAGGGCAUUGGUGAGAGCUGCCAGGAUUAGAUAGGUGACUGACAGCAGAGUCAGAAGUGGCAGAGAUGAAGAUGUGAAGGACCAGAUCAAAUAUAACAAUGAGAGAAAAGAAACUCACUGUUCUACUAAUAAGCUGGAACUCAUCGCAUAACUUUAUAUGAAAAUAAUGAUCUAUAUUGGUGCAUCCAUUUAUUUAGUCAAUGUAAAAUAAGUCUUAUUUUUUGAUGACUUGAGAAUUGCUGUGUAUUGUGUAUAAGGAAAAAGACCUCCCAAGGAGAAACUUAACUGACAUCUAGUGGACGCGAGAGGUCAUGCCAGGCGUCUGGAAACCACUGGAUUGAGGGCGACAGGACGCGCAGUCGUUCAUGAAUAUUAAAUACAGACUUAUUCAAUUUGAGUACAACCAAUCUAUGAUAUUUUUAUAUUUUAUUAUAAACGCCAGCCCUCCUCUCUUAUCUAUAUUCCGCGGGCUUGCUCCUCGUUCCAGAGAAAAACGAAUACAAAAAUAAAUAAUUCAUGUGUGAACAGCAGAAAAUCCAUCGGGAAUUCAGUGCAUUUUCUUUGUUAAAAAACGCGUCUAACCCGAGGUGACUGUCUAUUAAUAGCAGCGGAACUUGCCCCCCCCUCCCCUCCUCAGCCAGACUCACCCCGCAUUACGUCAUUGACUGGUGCGCUUGUCUGGCACUUCAGAAUUAAGGAUGCGCUUUUCUCUCAGGACGCACGCUCCUGAGAGAAGUAUCAAUAAACGUGUAAGACUGCAGUGUACAAUCUACUCGUGCAAUGGCACAGAGCAGUAAAUGAAACCAAGAUAUGAGUCAGUGGGCGGGACUUCCUGCUGUCACGCCAGCCCGGCUGUUUAUCUGGGUGUGCAGUGCGCGACUGGUCCAGUGCGGGAUCAGAUAACAAGGUUUGAGUGACCACUCUCCACCAUGCUCAGGCCUCUAGUCUGUCUGUGGGUCGCUCUGCUUCCCCUGGUGUCUCUCCAUCGACUGGAGCAGAUUGAUGGGCAGGGUCAUCGCCAGAAGCUGCUCCUCGUGUCUUUCGAUGGGUUCCGCUGGGACUACGUGGACAGGGUGCCGACGCCGAACUUCCACAACCUCAGUGUGGAAGGGGUGACAGUGGAGAACAUGAGCAGUGUUUACAUCACCAAAACCUUUCCGAACCACUACAGCCUGGUGACGGGUUUGUACGCAGAGUCACAUGGCAUCGUGUCCGACGAGAUGUUUGAUCCUGUGUGGAACCAGCACUUCUCCAGGGAGACCCAGAACAUUUAUGAGUCUCGGUGGUGGGAGCAGGCAGUGCCCUUGUGGGUCACCAUCCAGAAGUAUGGGGGGCGUAGUGGGGCGGCAAUGUGGCCUGGAUCCGAUGUCAUGAUCCAUGGAAUGUUUCCCAAUCAAUUCCUCCCCUACAACGCCUCGGUUCCCUUUGAAGACCGUGUAGAGCGGAUUAUUGAGUGGCUCGCUGCCCCUGCCGCGGAGGCGGUUGAUUUCGGUGUUCUGUACUGGGAGGAACCGGACAAAAGCGGGCACAGCGUGGGACCUGAGAACUCUCUCAUGGACGUGGUGAUUGCCGGGAUCGAUGAAAAGCUGGGCUUCCUGCGGAAUGAACUGAAGAAGGCAGGACUGUACGAGACGGUGAAUCUCAUAGUGACAAGUGAUCACGGGAUGACCCAGCUCUUCGCAGAUAAGAUCAUCGAAUUGGACGAAUAUGUCAGCAGAGACUUGUACACCUGGGUGGGCACCAGCCCUGUCGUUGGAAUACUGCCUCAAGAAGGGAAGCUGGACGAAGUGUAUCACAAGCUGUUGGAUGCAAACCCGUAUAUGAUGGUGUACAAGAAGGAAAAGAUCCCCGAACGCUUCCAUUACCGCCACAACAGCCGGAUCAUGCCCAUCAUCAUAGAAGCCAAGGAGGGCUGGACCAUCGUGCAGAACAGGACCACCACUCUCAUGAAUGGGAACCAUGGCUAUGACAACGCCCUGCGCAGCAUGCAGCCGAUCUUUGUGGCUCGUGGUCCAGCCUUUCGCCAGAACUACGUCAAGUCCUCCAUGAAUUCUGUUGACCUCUACCCUCUCAUGUGCCACAUCCUGUCCAUCAAACCUCGUCCCAACAAUGGUUCCCUAGUUAACGUCCUGGACCUGCUGGCAGAAGAGCCAACACCGCCUGCCCCCAGCAGCUCUCCCACCGUCCAACGGAUAUCUUACGCACCGUUCGUCGGCUCUUUUCUAGGCAUUGUGAUGGUGCUCGGCUUUCUAUUUGUCUUCAUCAAAAAAUUGACACUUCACCAGCUGCCAUCACUGAAAUACAGCAGGAGGGAGAUGUCUCAGCCGCUUUUACAAGAGGACCUGUCGCUGUCGCGAGAGGUAGAGUUUGCACCAGAAGUGUGGCGCUUUGUCCAGAAACAUCCCUGAACUGUUCCCUGACAUGCUGAAGUUCCUGAUUGUGAAGUGGAAACCUUCUGUGGUUUGCUUCUGGACCAGGCUUGAGAAACAUUUCCAUGACCUUUUUUGUGGCUUUGCUUUGGUUGUGAAUUUUAACGGAACAUCAUCCCAUGAUUGUAUUUGUUCGUCCGAUAGGGAAAACAAAGAAAAAAACAAAGAAAAAAACAAGGCGCCUCUGCAUGUAUGGAUGUUUGUUUUGGUUUGAAAAGCCGGCGUGUGAGGUGCAAAAUGAAGAGUGUCAGAUCUAGAGGCAAUAGCAACUUGGGAAUUACUGUGCAGAAUCUCAGACAAUCGCUGAAUGGCAGGAAUUUUAGAGUCGCGAUCAAGCACUUCAAAAUCUCGCCAUGAUAUAGGCAUUAAUACAUGCUCAAGAAGUUUAAGAGUUAUCAAUCGUCGAAGGGCCUGAUUUAUAAAAGAGGAAUACAGUCAUAGACAUGCGUGAAUUGUCGCUCACAAGACAAAGGAGGUGCAGAUUUCAGUAUUUCAGUAUUUUAAAAUGCUAAUUCACUAGCAUGUAUCCCUUGAAUUAUCUUCAGCACAUUAUUAAAUAUCAAUCUUCAAGUGCAGAUACGUGCACAGGGAUUGCCGGGAGCAGUGCUCAAGCCCCAAAAAUAAAGUGCAUCUAUCACUAAACAAAUUCCAAAUUAUUCUUUCUAUUCUUAUAAUCGUGACAAAUGUUCGAAAGAUUCCCCCUUCUACUACUUUUACAUAUCUGUCUGAUGCUGUGGGUCACAGGAGCCAUUUUUGUUCGCUCAGCACUGGAGGAGCUGUGGUGGGCUCUUGUGAGCGCUGCUGUGCACUUCAAGGGACGAUUCUCAGAAGAACUCAAACCAUGCAACCAUCAUUCCAUGCAACACCACUGUUUGACUGGUGGUUCCAAUGCAAUAUGGAAACACAUACUAACCAGAAUGUAAAAAACAAUUGAUCUUGAACUUGCAUUUUAGAGAGAAACCAAGUUGCAUCAGGAUACACAAUAUUUUCAAUAUCCCCAGCAUAGCAUUUGAUACAGAUGGAAACACCUUUGAAGAUCGAGUAUAAAUGUGACUCGAACCCCUGUUGUCUCCAGCCUUAAUAAGUAAGACCCUUAAUACUAGGAACCCAAACUCAGAGCUCAGUAGUAGUGGUGAGUAGAUGAGGUUGAUGGAACAAUGUCCUCAUUUUUGUGCUCUUGGUUUUGAAAUGAUAAGGUUUCAUUGAAGCACUUGUUCAAAUGCUAAUAUCUUAUGGCAGACAGUGCCAUCUGGUGUACUCUAAAAAUCAGGACACUGUUUCACGAUGCCUCAUGUACCCAUAACUACUCAGUCAUGUUUGAAUUAGCUGAAGGAGAAAAACCCGCCUUGUUUCAUCAUUGUGCCUUCCUCUUGCCACAAUGACAACAAAUUGUUCUGUUACAUUCUUAAAUCUUUAGUACAUCAGGCCCUGAGAUGAUAAGAAAAACCCACGGGCUGCUCAAGUUACAUGGCAUUUGCAAAUCUAUGCUGAACUGAUUUGUGUUUCGUAAAAAAAAAUAUCAAUGUAGCUCCGGUGCAGGAUCCGCUGCAAUACUGUGAUUGAGCUUUUUGAGUUUCCUAAAAGUGAUUUUUUUUCUUGAACACAUCACUCACACUGUGCCAGGCUCACGUGCGCUGACCACUUCACGCUGUUGCUCUUUAAUAGUCAGUAACCAUUUGCCUUUUUUUUAAACUGGAAAAAAAAGUCAAUGCAGUUGUGUCAAGUUUUUCUUUGUGGAAACUGUGUUUUGGGAUGUAUUUCUACUUGAUUUUCUUCGUCGUAUGUUCCAACCACGAACAUUUUGUCUGUGAAAUGUGAAGUGCAAUUGUUGUUGGUCAGUAUUUCAUCUUAAUUUUGGAAGGCUUGAGAAGACUUUUUUGGGCAUGGCUUUGUGAGAACUGUUCCUCUGAUUUGCACUACUGAGAAGACAGAAUUUAGGAACAGUAUGAUGCUUUGAUUUUGCACUUCCAUAUUAAAAAAGUAAGGUGCCUAUAGCCACGAAAAAAAAAAAAAAGAUUUUCAGUCUGAAAAUUAGGAGGAUAGUAAAAAAAAUAGCAUUUUUUAAAAAUUGGUUUUAGUCUUAUUGCUUGACAAUGCACUAUAUAUAAUAACUUGUCCCAAAAAUCGACAGACAUCACUGUGAAAUAUCCUUUUUAACGAAAGAAAAAUUUAAGAAAUUUAUAUUGGAAUUUUUAAUUUUCAGGUUUUUUGAUUCGAAAACAGGUGUUGUCUGCUACUGAAUGGAUCGGAGAAAUAUGUGUCACUUCAGUAUAUUUAAAUGUGAAAAAGAAGAUUACUAUUGUCUUAUAGAGCAACUAUCCUAGAGUUUACAGUAAUUGUUUGAUUUGAAAUAUUGAUAUUUACAUGACUUAUUUUUUGCCCUGUUGAUGCAAUUGAGGAGUCAAUUAAAGGGACUUGCG